Molecule: messenger RNA, 2793 nt
Organism: Phoenix dactylifera (date palm)
Lineage: Eukaryota; Viridiplantae; Streptophyta; Magnoliopsida; Arecales; Arecaceae
Source: RefSeq, a predicted model, not a curated record
AUGGAUUCCAAAAUUGAAACCCUACUAAAAGCUAUCCACGACACUAAUGCCCAAGUUCAAAAAACUAAUACUCAAGUCCAAAAUACCAAUGCCCAAGUCCAAGCAAACAAUGCCCAAAUUCAUGACUUAACCACAAUAUCCACCCAGGUUAAUGCCCGACUCGAUUCAAUUGAGGCUUCACUUCAAAGGGUUAUUGAAUCCCAAAGAGAUAGUACUCCCCAUUUACCGGGUCUUGAUGAGGACGACACCUUAGAACAAAUCCUAGAACAACAAGGCUCGGUUCGGCAGGACAACUUUGAUAAUAGGUCUGUUCCAGGUCACCAUUAUGCCUUCCCUCGUCUUAGAGGACCUGGUCCCAUUCCUCAUGUUGAUAAAGGUCACCGACAUACCGUAGAACCCAGAGAACCUCGUGACCCUGAUGAAGAUAUAAUGCGAGGCAUUAGGAUUGAAGCCCCCACUUUUGAUGGUCGUCUUGAUCCAAAGGUCUUCUCCGAUUGGCUACACGAAAUGGACCACUUCUUUGAGUGGUACAAUCUGUCGGAGGGAAAAAGGGUCCGAUUCGCUAGAAUGAAACUCCUUGGUCGAGCUAAGUUGUUUUGGCAAGAUACUGAACAACUGUUAGCCAGGAGACAUCAGCCUGCUAUUACAGAUUGGGUAGAAAUGAAAGAAAAAUUGAAAGAAAAAUACCUUCCACUAAGUUAUCAAGCUGACCUCCUAGAUCGAUGGAACAAUUUACGACAAGGUAGCCGCACAGCUACUGAUUACAUCGCCCAAUUUGAUGAAUUUAUGAUGCGAAGUAAUAUAGCUGAAGAUGAACGUAUGAUCUUAAGCCGGUUUCGACGAGGCCUAAAUGAUGAGCUUAGGAAAGAACUUGUCCUUCGUGAAGUGGCCACCUUAGACCAAGCAUAUACAUUUGUGCAAAACUACGAACAAUUCUCCAAAUCUAUGUUUGCUAGGCGCCCUGACACCAGGCGUGUUCCCACUAGUGCCCAACCAUCUGGACCCAGACCCCCAGUCGGUUCUGUCCCACCUAAACCCUUUUCUUCUCCACCUAUCCAAAAUCGAGAUAUUAAAGGCAAAGAAAUUUUAGGUGAACCUCCAAAAACAAGCUCAAGAAUUCAGUGCUUUAAAUGCCAAGGGUUUGGUCAUGUUGCCUCCCAAUGUGCAAAUCAGACCCUUGUUAUUGAUGCACAUGAACAGAAGGAUGACAUAGAUAAUUUGGAGGAACAAAUUUAUGAGCCUAAUUUAGAUGAUAUUCAAGAUGUCGAAGAUGAACCCGAGGAAGAAUCACACACUUUAGGUUGUAUCCGACCUACUCCCCAGAUAAUUGCCCACGAACCUGACCGAUCCACUAUGAAUGUAGUAAGGUGUGCAAUUACCCAGCCUAAGGAGACUGAUGACUGGAGACGAACCUCAAUUUUCCACACUUACAUUAAGUGCGGAGAAAAAGAUUGUAAAGUUAUCAUUGAUAGUGGGAGCUGCAUUAAUGCAAUAUCUUCCAGCAUUGUCGCCCGCUUGGGUCUGACUCCUAUGUCCCAACCUCAACCAUAUAAGGUUUCCUGGAUCGACACGUCGUCCAUUCACAUUGAGGAACGGUGUCUUGUACCUAUUCAAAUCCUUUCUUAUACAGACACCGUCUGGUGUGACGUACUCCCAAUGGACGUAGGUCAUCUGAUAUUAGGUAGACCUUGGUUGUUCGAUCACGAUGUCACCAUCUACGGUCGAACUAACUCUUGCUCUUUUGUAUUCCAGGGUAAAAAGAUUAAGCUUAAUCCUUUACGGCCCAAAACGCUAGAUAAGAGUACGAACAAGAGUAAAUCAAAGGGGAAGGAACUGCAUAUCCUUAAUCCCACGGAAUUUGAGAGGAACGUCUUUAAGGACUCUCCGGUGUUUGCCCUGCUAGUUAAAGAACUUCAGCCACAUCUUAAAAGCACAUUAUCGGCUGAAUCCCUCGCUAUCCUCGAGGAGUUCAAAGAAGUUUUUCCUGAGGAUCUCCCGGAUCAUUUACCCCCUUUGCGUGAUAUUCAGCACGCCAUUGAUCUAGUCCCGGGAGCUACCCUUCCUAACUUGCCCCAUUAUCGGAUGAACCCUUCUGAUCAUGCAGAGCUCCUAAGGCAAAUUAGCGAGCUUCUACAAAAGGGAUUUAUUCGGGAGAGUCUAAGUCCUUGUGCCGUACCUGCCCUCCUUACUCCAAAAAAAGAUGGGACUUGGAGAAUGUGUGUAGACAGCCGGGCUAUUAAUAGAAUCACGGUCAAGUACCGUUUUCCUAUUCCCCGGCUCGAUGAUAUGUUGGAUAUGAUGGCAGGUGCCACGAUUUUCUCCAAGAUUGACUUAAAAAGUGGCUACCAUCAAAUCCGGAUUCGUCCAGGAGAUGAAUGGAAGACAGCAUUUAAGACAAAAGAUGGCCUCUAUGAAUGGCUGGUAAUGCCUUUUGGCCUCUCAAACGCUCCUAGUACAUUUAUGCGAGUGAUGACUCAAGUACUCCGGCCUUUCAUGGGCAAAUUUUUAGUCGUGUACUUUGACGAUAUCCUUAUUUAUAGCCAAUCUAAAGAGCAACAUUUAGGUCAUUUAAGGCAAGUUUGUACGACUUUACGCAACGAGAGCCUCUAUGCUAACCUUAAGAAGUGUUCAUUUUUCACUACUCACGUCAACUUCUUACGGUAUAUAGUCUCCUCUGAGGGUUUAUCUGCUGACCCUGUGAAAAUCACUGCAAUUGUUGAAUGGCCUGAACCUAAGAAUAUUACUGACUCCGUAGUUUUUACGGCCUUGCCACAUUUUACCGUCGUUUCAUAA